AUGAAGCGGGCUGACUGUGGUCUCGACUGGUGGGGACGCCUGAGACCACGGAGCUGGAGAGUGGCAGGACGAGGCCGCUGGCCCUGCAGCCCAGCUUCCAGGCGGGAGGGGAGCAUUGCACAAGCAGACCGUGGGGAGCAGGGAUGGGCCGGUGGCUCCAUAGGGCUCAGCCAGGAAGUCACGCUGGGUGAGUCAGGAGGAGCUGCUGGGAGCGAACUCUGGAACGGUCCCGUGGGGAAGCGCCCAAGCCUGGGCGCCGGGCUCAGCUCGAGUCCUACCUCACCUCUGAAGCUGCCCUGUGACCUGGGGCAGCUGCAGCACCUCAUCCGGAGAACCCAAGAGAUGUUCAGCAUGGCAGCCUCACACCCUUUCCUUCAAGAGGCGGCCCGAGUUGUCUGA
This is a messenger RNA of Rangifer tarandus platyrhynchus (Svalbard reindeer), 399 nucleotides long. The record is from the annotation of a GenBank genome assembly. Lineage: Eukaryota; Metazoa; Chordata; Mammalia; Artiodactyla; Cervidae.